This is a messenger RNA of Colletotrichum abscissum, 207 nucleotides long. RefSeq lists its product as uncharacterized. The transcript has a single exon. The record is from RefSeq and is a predicted model, not a curated record. Bases 1 to 207 code for a protein of 68 amino acids. Lineage: Eukaryota; Fungi; Ascomycota; Sordariomycetes; Glomerellales; Glomerellaceae.
AUGCAGUUCUCAACUCUCUUCGGAGCCGUAGCCCUCGUUGCCGGAUUGGUCUCGGCCGCGCCUGCAUCAGAGCAACCCGCCGUCAAGCGCCAGAAUUGGCAGCAGUGCCCAAAGGCAGGCGAUCGGUGCACAAACAUCUUGGGAGGAGUUGGCGGUUGCGUUUGCGGUCUCAACCUUGACCCUAGAUACAACUGCGUUUGCGUUUAA